GUGUUCCUCAUCAUGGACUUCACUACCUCCUUCUAUAGGGCACUCGUGUACUGCGACGAGAUCCUGCCCCAUGGCGACGAGAUCAUCGAGCUCCAAAUCUCUUCAAAAGCAUCCCAAAAGCCGCCUGAUCCUGAGUCCAUCUUGAUGCGAUGGGAUGACUUGGUCCGCCUUCCCCCGGAUGAGCGACAGCAUUUGAGCAUGAAGGCACGGCUCUGGGAAAUACCUAGUAGCCCUCACAGGCAGUGGCGCCUGUAUCAUUGCGACAUUCGAACCGUUUGGGCUACAUAUCGAGAGUACUGCGAUGUCGUCCCUGCGAGUGUCUGGGAGGUCGAAAAGCGGAUAGUGUCUGAGCGUGUUACACAGACCAUGGAAGGCUUACAGCAGAUGCAGCUGUGCAGUGAUUAUCAGAAGAGGGCAAUCAUCAGCCACAAGACCUCGGCAAUUCUUGCUACCAAAGCGGAAAGUCUCCACGAGCUUUGGUCAUUACAAUAUGGUCCGAACCACUACCAGAGUUUGGCGUGGCAAACGAUCGCUGGCUCGGAGAGAAAGUCUGCGCGGGCAAAGAGACGGCCCUGGAUGAAAGAGGAGUUUUGGGAGUCAUUGGGCCGCGAUGAAUUUCCUGCUGUCCUAAAGGCCGUCUGGAGCCCCGACCGAUACUGGUCUGAAACCAACGGACUGGAAGAGGGCAUCGAUGAACUAAAGGAGCAGUGGGUUUUACAGCACUGCUAUUGAGUAGGGCAAAUCCCCUGUUUUCGGGCCAAUUCAACACAGGCAUGCCUCCAGGCUAAGUGCUUGCUCGAGA
Microdochium trichocladiopsis is the source of this 802-nucleotide messenger RNA. RefSeq lists its product as uncharacterized. The coding region runs from base 13 to 732 and encodes 239 amino acids. The transcript has 2 exons. NCBI's taxonomy places the organism in Eukaryota, Fungi, Ascomycota, Sordariomycetes, Xylariales, Microdochiaceae. The record is from RefSeq and is a predicted model, not a curated record.